AUGAAACGGUUUUGCAAACUCCUGAAGAAAGUGAUUCCUCUUGUCUGUUUGUGCUCAUGGAGUCUGGCUGGUGUGUUUAGUGAUGAAGUGAAGUCAGUGUUGGUGAUGGAGGGAGAUUCUGUCACUCUAAACACUGAUGAUACUGAUAUACAGAAAGAUGAUAAGAUAUUCUGGAGAUUGGGAAAUGACAUUCUCAUCGCUCAGAUCAACAGAAAGAACAAUGAGAGCAAGUUUUAUAAUGAUAAUGCUGACAGUAGAUUCAGAGACAGACUGAAGCUGGAUCAUCAGACUGGAUCUCUGACCAUCAGGAACAUCACAAACACAGACUCUGGACUUUAUAAAGUAACCACCACCAGCACACAGACGCCGCUCAAAACAUUCAAUCUUACUGUCUAUGAUCGUCUGUCUGUUCCUGUCAUCAGCAGAGACUCUUCAUCCUCCUCCUCAUCCUCAGAGCAGAGUUGUUCAUUGCUGUGUUCAGCUGUGAAUGUGGGUCAUGUGACUCUCUCCUGGUACAAAGGAAACAGUUUAUUGUCCAGCAUCAGUGUGUCUGAUCUCAACAUCAGUCUCUCUCUACCUCUGGAGGUGGAAUAUCAGGAUAAAAACAGCGACAGCUGUGUGCUCAACAAUCCCAUCAGCAACCAGACUCAACACCUGGACAUCACUCAGCUCUGUCACACAUGUGCAGGUACAGCAGUGUAA
This is a messenger RNA of Carassius auratus (goldfish), 702 nucleotides long. RefSeq lists its product as uncharacterized. The transcript has 3 exons. Lineage: Eukaryota; Metazoa; Chordata; Actinopteri; Cypriniformes; Cyprinidae. Bases 1 to 702 code for a protein of 233 amino acids. The record is from RefSeq and is a predicted model, not a curated record.